This is a messenger RNA of Pocillopora verrucosa, 1108 nucleotides long. The record is from RefSeq and is a predicted model, not a curated record. NCBI's taxonomy places the organism in Eukaryota, Metazoa, Cnidaria, Anthozoa, Scleractinia, Pocilloporidae.
CCCACAAGUGUUUGCAUGCACAAGAAUGAACUCCUCGUGUUAUUUCAAGAGGGGAGCGAGAACUUUCCCUGUUACCCUUAUUAUUUUACUCGGAAUCAGAUUAGCAUCAGUUUUUGCCUGUAUUGGUGACGAAUGCCGCAUUAUCCUGUUCGAGGAACCGAUAUCAAAUAAGGUGAUAAAGGGUCACACGAUCAGGAGUGAGGAGGUACCUGAUGAAGGGAGCUGCCGUGUGAUGUGCUAUAUGGAGCCUAACUGUGUGUCCAUCAAUGUAAGACUCGCGCAAGGCGGAAAAUACAAAUGUGAGUUGAAUAACGCCACAGUUGAUGAAAGUAAACUGACCUUCCUUCAGGAAACGGAUGCUUACUACCUGGCUAUUGAGAAUCCCUGUAGUAGCAGUCCUUGUUUAAAUAACGGAACUUGUCAAGUUGGUUUUACCAGCAAAGGAUUUCGAUGUGUCUGCGUUCACGGAUUUGUUGGAGAAAACUGCAGUGUAGUGUUCCGACCAAAGUCUUGCAGCGACUUAAAGAGGGUCUAUCCUAAUACAAAAAGUGGACCAUGUACCAUCUAUCCUGAUGGCGAAGGAGGGUCGCAACCAUAUAACGUCACAUGUAACAUGACCGACAAGAACGAAAUUGGCGUGACUGUCGUUAGUCACGACAGCGAGAACAGGACGCUGGUGAACGGAUAUGAAAUAAAGGGAUCUUAUUCACGUGACAUACACUACCAAGGGGCGACCGUUUCUCAGUUGGUGGGUCUCAUCAACGUUUCUAAGCACUGUGAGCAGUUCAUCAAGUACGAGUGCUUAGCUUCUACAUUGAACGAUGGCUUUUGGGUUUCACGUGAUUCCGUGAAAAUGACUUAUUGGGGCGGAGCAACUCCUGAUUCAGAUAGUCCUAUGAAGUGCGCAUGCGGAAUGAAUAACACCUGCGCAAUUAAAGAUGAAGUUUGUAACUGUGUUGCGAAUGAAAACAACUGGCUGGAAGACAGCGGUCUCCUCACUGAAAAGACACAUCUACCGGUUAAACAGCUGAGGUUUGGCGAUACAGGUGGAGACACCGAGCAAGGCUACCAUACCUUGGGAAAGUUAAAAUGUUACGGAAUCGUCUGA